GCUGCAUAUCUUUCAAAGUUACCCGAAAUCAUCUCUCCUUUUUCUCCCAGAUCAGAUGCGAGACCCCUCAUUGAUCGCCUUCUCUGCAAAAUGCGUCCUCUGUCCUCUUCUUCGCCGCCGGUUUUACCCAACGACGCUUCUGAAAGCGGUGACUCCGCCGAGCGCCGUCUUCAUGAGGCGGAGGAGCGCUUAAGAGAGGCAAUUGAAGAGCUUCAACGCCGGCAACGUCGUGCCAGAGGUAUCUAUCCGCCCUGUGACCAUGCCGAUGAAUCAUGUGUUGCUAACGCAAUUGGUAACGUUUGCCAAAGUUUUCUUCUCUCUUAUGGUGUGCGCGUUGGCAUCGGUAUCCUCCUCCGUGCUUUUAAGCUAGCUCGUCGCCAGUCCUAUUCCUCUCUACUCGAUCUCAAGCAACUUGUGUCCGAAAAAGACCUAAUUGUAAGAGAGGAAGCAUGUCGAAUUGGUUUGCUCUUUGGGGGAUUUAGUGGUUCAUAUCAUGCUCUAAGAUGUUUGCUAAGAAAGCUGAGAAGAAAAGAGACACCCCUAAAUGCAAUUUUAGCAGGUUCAGUGGCAGGUCUGUCUAUUUUAGCAUUAGAUGAUUCCAACAGGCGGCGGACUCUUGCCUUGUAUCUUCUGGCAAGGCUAUCUCAGUGUGCGUAUAAUUCUGCCAAAUCCAAGAACCGGUUUCAUCUCUGGGGAAGUCACUGGAGUCAUGGGGAUUCUUUACUCUUUGCAUUCGCAUGUGCCCAGGUUAUGUAUUCCUUCAUAAUGCGUCCUGAGAGCCUUCCAAAAGCAUAUAGAGAUUUCAUUCAGAAGACUGGGCCUGUUGCAGCACCAGUAUACAAAGCUGUUAAGGAUUGCUGUAGAGGCUCUCCAGUUGAUGUUGCUUCAUUACAUGCCUAUUUGUCCAAAGCAAAGGGCUCUACUACUAUAAAGUUGGAAGAGUUUCCUUCUAUUAUCCCAUGCUCUGUAAUUCACCCUGGGACCAAAUCUUGCUUAGUUCACGAUGCUAAUGCAGCGGCUGCUACUUUCCGGAAAACAUUUCCUCUUUACUUCUCUUUGACUUUUGUGCCCUUUGUCGUUCUACGCUUGCAGAAGUUUAUGGACGCUCCUACACGCACCUGUUGGUAUGCUCUUACAGGGGCUGUUCGCUCAACAACCUUCUUGUCCGCUUUUGUUGGAAUCUUUCAGGCUGUCAUAUGUUGCCACCGGAAGGUGGCAUCAAAAGACCAUAAGCUUGUAUAUUGGUUAGCUGGGGCUCUCUCAGGCCUCUCUGUGUUGCUUGAGAAGAAAGCUAGACGUGGGGAACUUGCCUUGUAUGUUCUUCCUCGAGCUGCAGAUUCUUUGUGGUAUAUAUUGGUGAAUCGCCAUUUGCUUCCGGAUAUCAAGAAUGCUGAGGUGCCCUUGUUUUGUGCCUGUAUGGGUGGUAUUAUGUACUACCUGGAGCAUGAACCAGACACCAUGGCUCCCUUCCUCAGAGGCCUGAUCCGCCGCUUCCUUGCUAGCAGAAUUAGCAAUCCUACUCCCCCAUCAAAUAAGGGUGCCUCCUAUACAUAUCUACACACUCACGAUGCCACGAAGGAGACAAAAAUGCCAGAAAUCCGUGAGACUGAAACUUUAACUGCAGAGAAAUACAACCUUGAAUUAAUAUCAGGACUUUGAGCAACUUUUUGACGCUCGGGCCAUGUUUUCCCUAUUCAUUAUACCAUUUCAUAUUGGUUAUCAGGCGGCUAUUCCAUGCUCAUUUUGAUUAAACUAGAACUCUAAUUAAAGCUUGAUUAACCCCCUUUUUAUUUACAUAAUUGAUUCAUGGCAUAAUGUUCUCAUUUUGUACCUAGGUGAAAGCCAGUAGUUCUGGUGAGAUAAAAAUCUAACCAAAUCUUGUAAAUUAACGUGGCUUAUUUAGUUUUUGCUUGGACUGUCAGAUAUAUGGUGUAGUCAGUUCUAAGCGUUAAAGUUGAUAGAACUUGUUUUUUUCUGGUACGAGUUGAUAUACGUUAGCAUUUUUUUCUGGUA
Messenger RNA from Solanum pennellii, 2013 nucleotides. RefSeq lists its product as uncharacterized. The transcript has 8 exons. The coding region runs from base 91 to 1659 and encodes 522 amino acids. NCBI's taxonomy places the organism in Eukaryota, Viridiplantae, Streptophyta, Magnoliopsida, Solanales, Solanaceae. The record is from RefSeq and is a predicted model, not a curated record.